CACCACAACCCAAAUAUCAUGUCAUUUAUGAGAAUGGCUCCAUGCUGGAUGCUUGUUUUAUCUCUCAACAUAAUAUUUCCAGUCCAUGGUGUGAAUUUUAACCGACCAUCAUUUGUCUCAGUGAAAUCUGGAGAACGUGUGACUUUGAACUGCACAUUUCAAGAUGACAGCAAAAAAGAGCUCAUGAUUUGGUACAGGCAACAAUUUGGAGCGUUGCCUCAAGAAGUGCCAAAUACUAGACCACAUAUGGACACCCAAACUUCACCUGAGCUCAAAUUAGGACACGAAAUAAUGGAGAUCAUGAAUGGCAUUUCGUUAACAAUUCUUCAAACAAAAAAAGGUGAUGAAGGACUGUAUUUCUGUGGACUAUAUACCUGGGGCAAAUUUGAGUUUUCCAAUGGAACCUUUUUAGCUGUGACAGGUGAUGAAGGUGUAAAAGUCUCAGUAUCACAGAGCAGUGUGUUGGACUCGGUUCCUGCAGGAGCGUCAGUGACUCUGCAGUGCUCGGUUCUCUCUAAGAGCAGAGCAGCAGAACUCCAAGUGCUCUGGUUCAGAGCUGCUCCACCACAAUCCCAUCCUCAAAUCGUUUACACUCAUCACAACAGCAGCCAUCAGUGUGAGAGUGGCUCUUCUACACACACCUGUGUGUACAACUUCUCCAAGAACAUCCUCAGCCUCAAUGAUACUGGGACUUACUACUGCGCUGUGGCCGCGUGUGGGAAGAUCAUUUUUGGGAACGGGACACGGGUACAACUGGAUGUGGAUACGUUUACUCACCAAGUUUUCAGUAAGAGUGUAAACGUAAUUUGUAUCGGUUAG
This is a messenger RNA of Clarias gariepinus (North African catfish), 819 nucleotides long. RefSeq lists its product as uncharacterized. The transcript has 3 exons. The record is from RefSeq and is a predicted model, not a curated record. Lineage: Eukaryota; Metazoa; Chordata; Actinopteri; Siluriformes; Clariidae. Bases 19 to 819 code for a protein of 266 amino acids. Gene Ontology annotation, biological process: response to bacterium.